CACCAAUCGGCUAUAUUUAGCAUGCAUUGCGCGCACUCCAUUUGCACAUGUGUAUGUACGCAGAUCAACAAGGCGACAGAAAGUCAUUCAUUCUUUAACGAAUUACGACACAUGAAUUGCAAGUUUCUUUCAGUGGAUUUCUCAUUUCAAGUGCACCAGAUCAUCCAUCAUGCCAAAGAAUAAAGGAAAGGGAGGAAAGAACAGGAGGAGAGGAAAGAACGAGAACGAGUCCGAGAAAAGAGAACUGGUCUUCAAAGAAGACGGACAAGAGUAUGCUCAGGUGAUUAAGAUGCUUGGUAAUGGAAGGUUAGAGGCGCUGUGUUUUGAUAGCAAAAAGAGGUUGUGUCACAUCAGAGGAAAAUUAAGAAAAAAAGUUUGGAUCAAUCAAGGUGAUAUCAUAUUGAUUGGUCUGCGUGAUUACCAAGACGAGAAAGCGGAUGUCAUCCUCAAGUACAAUGCCGACGAAGCAAGAAACCUCAAGCUCUACGGAGAACUCCCGGAGAAUGCCAAGAUCAACGAAUCGAGCGCGUUCGGUCAGGACUACGAGGAUGAUGAAGUGGCGUUUGACGAUCAAGGCUUUGAUGAUGACAUAGGGGAUGAAAUAGCGGGGAUUUAGCAGCGUGAGAGACAACAGGAUGGGAUCCACUCUGUGUGCCUCUGGUUUCAGUCUUGUGCAAUGGAAUUUAGCAAAGGACAAUAUAACAUCGAACAUCCACUCCUUUACUUCAUGGAAUCUUGGUCAGAAGGGGUUAUGUUUCCAUUUUUUUUUCAUUCUGUGUGAGAAGGUUAAAUACUCCUUAUCUCCAUCAAGUUUUGACCAAAUCACACAGUUAUUAAGGGUUGAAACAGGUUGAAAGUAUAGACUAUUCCAAACCUUUUUCUUCCUCAUUCUGUUGCAUUUCUAUCUAAUGUAAAUGUGUAUGUUUUGAUUUCAUUUUUAAAUCUAAUAUUUAAUAAAUUUUCCUAUGAGGAGUCUAAUGGGUAUCAGACUGUCUAACUUCCGUAAUGGACAAAAUACAUAUUAUAUUUAAUGGCCCUUUUAUUUGGAAGAGGGGGGGGGGGGGGGGGGAGGGGGAGGGGGAGGGGGAGGAAUCGCUUUCAAAGGGGGCAUACCCCUUUUGGAAGCUGAACCAAAGAAAGAAACAAAUUAUCCCAGAAUUAAUCUCUCCAGUCUGUAUAUGUUUGAUGAUUCAGUUUUCCCCAUUUUUGUUUGUGGUAAAGAUGGCAGCGGUGGGCUUAUUUGAACAGAUUUGAACAGUGUAAUGUGAGUGAACUGUGGCACGAUGCCCUAAGAAUUCCUGCAUCAUCGUCUGUACUGUACAAAGGAGUGUGGAUAAAUUGUAAUAUAAAUUUCAUUGCACAAGCUACUGUAGAUAAGAGAACAUACAACAAAUGAGGAGAAGCCAGGGCCCGUAAGGGACAAUAUUGCCUUUGUAAAACUGCAUGCUAUUUCAUAUUCACAUAAACAAGGCCAAUUAUAUAGCCAUGCAUGAGCCGAUCACAUGCAUAACUGACUUGUGAAUAAUAAUAAAUGGACAUAUUUUUGUCCUAAAGAGAAAUGCAUAAUGACUAUAUUGGCACGAUGCAGUUUAAUAGCAAUUACAAUGCGGAGAUAAAACAAUGUAAAGAGGAAGUUGUUUUAAGGCUACAUGUUCAUUUGUCGGUGCAUAUUUGAAUUUUGAAGAAGUUUAAAUUUUCUUCCAAAUGCAAGACUGCUUUGUAAUUCAUAAACCUGUCUUGGAUUUUUCUUUUCUUUAUGGUUUCUAGACUAGUUUGGGAGAGAUAUUGAAUGUCUGAUCGCAUUAUUGACUUUAAUGUUAUGCUGAAUACGUAAAAAUGAAGAUAAAUUAAAGUCUACUGCUAAAGUCAUUCAUUUCAACAACACAUUUAUUGCAUCCAAACACCGUGGCAUUGUUAGGCCCAGCAAGACUGAUGUAUUGGAAAGGAUUGAUUACGGUAUUAAGAUUAUUUUUUUGCAAUUAAAAUUGUUUUUCAUCAAUCGCUCUGAUUCUAUUAUAAAAUCUUCAGCACUUCCACCCAGAAAAUCAAGUAUUGUACGUUAUUAUGUCUUGUCUUUGGAAUUUUUUUUUACAAUGAUUAAUAUAUAUUUAUUACCAUUCCCAUCAUUUCAACAGGUUUGAUACACUUUCUCCAUAUAAGCAAGUUGCAUGAUAUUAGAGUAUUUUUUCUUUUGGAUAGGGCAUACAUUGUAAUUUUAAGACUUAUCGUUUGACAGUCGUAUUGGUUAAAUGUGUUUGUAAUACGUCAAAUAAAGAGCAUUCAAGAACCUUACCAGGAUGAUUUCACGGCAAGGAUAAAUAAUUAUUGAUCAAGAAAAUGGUUUAGAUGAGCUCUGUACAAGAAACUGAAUUUGUUUUCCAAGUUUUGUAAUCUGCAUACUAGUUGUAGAAUUUGAGUCAGCACCGAAGUCAAAUCAUUGCCUGAUGACUAUUUUUUGUGCUAUAUUAUGUUUUGUCCAUGUACAUGAAAUUACUUUCUCAUGUAGCUUGUAUAAACUUUCCAUUCAGAUAUCAUUUACUUUCUGUAUAGGCAUGUUCACAUAUACCACAGUAAACUGCCACAGGUAUUUUUUUGUUUUAGUGGGUGGGGGAUAUUAAAUUAAGGGCCAGUGGAAAUUUUAAAAAAGUGUCUGCAUGCCACAAAACAUAGUGCACCUACUCACUUGAUCUGUGUGUCAUAAUAAUCUAAAGAUCUGAAGAAAUUACCAUGGUGAAACCACCUUGGUUACAUGUUCUGUGGCUUUUGCGAACAUGUAGUAAGGCUUUUGCUUUAGCUCUCCCAGUCAUUUAAUCCUAGAAGCAAGUGCCAGCAUUGUUAUGUACUUACCGGUAUUUAAACAGGCAGGGAUUACACAUGUACAGUAAACCUGCUUUAGCAACCACCUGUAUAGAAAGAUUUUCUGUUUUCCUUGAAUACAUUACAUUUCCCUUCUGAAACAUGUACUAAAGGAACCUGUACAUAAAGACCACCUGCCUAUAGUAUUACUUUUCUUGUCUCUUUUGAGUGGUCUUUCUAUACAGGUUUCACUGUACAUGUUACAUGUAGUAGUAGCAUGAGGUUAUAAAAGUAUAUCUUAUUUUAGUUUUUCAGUGAUUUAGGGAAGGUUAGGUAAACCUUAAAUGCACUUUUUUAUUUGGUUUUCUUUUACUUCAGCAUAUUACAUUCUGUAGGUUUUGGGAAUAGGACAUAAUGCCACAUUUUUUCAUUUCUUUGAUAGCUAGGGUUUGGAUCUCACAUCAAAUGUACAUGUUCUUUUAUCAGUCCAUACAAACCAUUCAAUUUGAAUCAAUAAUUGCCAUGGUAUGAUUAGUGUAAUUUAUAAAGAUUAAAAUUGAGAGAUAUAGACAAAAAGAAUUAAAAGAAGCCAGCAACGUGGUUUUAGACAAUGAAUAUUAAGAUACUGAUGUAUAAAAUAAGUUCUUUUUCUAAAGAAUGAAAUAUUCAGAGAAGUAGAGAUGAAUUUUGGUAACCAUACAGAAUUAGCUGAGAAGAAUAUUGAUUUACACUGUGUAUAAUUUGCAUAUAUGGAAUCUCGAGUAUCAGACACACUUUUUAUAAGUGAUAUGGCUGUAAAUGAACUCCUUAUGAGCAUGCAAGACAAGGCCAUUUUUGUUAUAACAAACAUUUUAUGUUAAAUAGCAGGCAUUAUGAAGUAAAACACUGCAAAUAAAUUCCUUUAUGACAAAAUUAA
This is a messenger RNA of Strongylocentrotus purpuratus (purple sea urchin), 3712 nucleotides long. RefSeq names its product eukaryotic translation initiation factor 1A, Y-chromosomal. Gene Ontology annotation, molecular function: translation initiation factor activity; RNA binding. NCBI's taxonomy places the organism in Eukaryota, Metazoa, Echinodermata, Echinoidea, Camarodonta, Strongylocentrotidae. The coding region runs from base 170 to 616 and encodes 148 amino acids. Gene Ontology annotation, biological process: translational initiation. The record is from RefSeq and is a predicted model, not a curated record. Gene Ontology annotation, cellular component: cytoplasm. The transcript has 5 exons.